This is a messenger RNA of Penicillium paradoxum, 405 nucleotides long. RefSeq lists its product as uncharacterized. Lineage: Eukaryota; Fungi; Ascomycota; Eurotiomycetes; Eurotiales; Aspergillaceae. The transcript is spliced from 2 exons. Bases 1 to 405 code for a protein of 134 amino acids. The record is from RefSeq and is a predicted model, not a curated record.
AUGGCCGACCGUUAUGGUCGAGGUCGGGGUCUCAGAAUCAUAUCUAAAAUUAAAGACAGAUGCAUAAUGUCCAAGGGCGAUGUGAAGGUUGUGAUUAUUGUGUCGAUCAGUCACAGCAAGCCCGCUCUCAGGCUUGAGACUGUUCUUUUAGACCAUAUGGUUAGGUCUUUACGAAGCCAACGACCCCGUUACGUCCCAAUCAUACGACAGUCCAUUACCGUAUCCCGCCAACUGCAAUCCGGCACAUGGAUUACUGUUAGCCCAGCAGUGGCUUUGGCUAUCGAGUUUAAGGACUUACUUUGUCGCCAGCCGGUUUCCCCCUUCCCCCCCGAGCAUAACAUUAAAAUCUCACCUGAUCGGUUGCCACAGAUCUCAAGCAACGUUUGGAAGGAGCAACUUCUAUAA